This is a messenger RNA of Phytophthora sojae, 414 nucleotides long. RefSeq lists its product as hypothetical. Lineage: Eukaryota; Oomycota; Peronosporomycetes; Peronosporales; Peronosporaceae. The record is from RefSeq and is a predicted model, not a curated record. The transcript has 2 exons. Bases 1 to 414 code for a protein of 137 amino acids.
AUGAGUGACGCCACUGCUGCUGCACCGCAAAACCCCGCGGCUCGUAAGGACCGCAAGGAAAUGGGCCCGUGGCGAGGCACCAAACCCGCGGGCUUCAUCCUCAACCCGGAGCUCUUCAUGCGCGAGUGCGUGGGCCUCAUAGUGUCCGUCCGCGUCAUGAACGGCGCCAAGUGGAGGGGCGUGCUGCGUGAGGUCAGGGACAACGGAGACGUCGUCAUCAGGCCGGCGCAGGAACUGCUCUACGACGAGCCCGACGGAGACGAGCUCCCCGAGAAGCUGCUGGUCAAGUGCGACAUCCUGUGGCUGCGUCGCCACGUGGACGAGGACGACAACGCGGCCGCCGAAGGCAGCACUCAGCCGCAGGACGAGCCCCCUGAGGCGCCCAGUCCUGCCAAGAGCAGCCAGCAGCCCUGA